This is a messenger RNA of Oreochromis niloticus (Nile tilapia), 5334 nucleotides long. It is a transcript of the gene hoxc10a, whose product is annotated as homeobox C10a. The transcript is spliced from 5 exons. The record is from RefSeq and is a predicted model, not a curated record. Bases 1931 to 2926 code for a protein of 331 amino acids. Gene Ontology annotation, cellular component: nucleus. NCBI's taxonomy places the organism in Eukaryota, Metazoa, Chordata, Actinopteri, Cichliformes, Cichlidae. Gene Ontology annotation, molecular function: RNA polymerase II cis-regulatory region sequence-specific DNA binding; DNA-binding transcription factor activity, RNA polymerase II-specific. Gene Ontology annotation, biological process: regulation of transcription by RNA polymerase II.
GUGUGUGUGUAAAAAAGGCAAAAAAAAAACAACCAAAGUGAUACAAAAUAUGUUGCCCUUGCCUUUGGAAAUGAUUCUGAACUGGAAACACAACCUCGCGUGCAUUUGCUCUCACAGAGUAAACAAGCAGGCUAACCCUCUCCGUGGUUAAAGCAUUUUAACAAACAUGUUAAAGCGUUUAAACAUAGCCUGCUUUAGCAGCCAAGUUUUACAGUUGCUGAAAUUCACAAUAUGCUCAAAAGCCGCCAGUAUCAGGUCUAACUCGUUUUGGACAACUUUUUUAUGUUAACGAGGAAAUUUCAACAACAUUAACCAGUCUAGCUAAACUACGGUUAAGUUUCAAUCCUAGGGUACAAAAUAUAACGCUGUUGUUCUUCUGGCUUUUAAUUUAGGCUUUAAAUUACGUGAUACGAAAGUUGCACAACAGCCUACAUUUAUAUUUGGUUUAUAUGCGUUUUAUUCUACUUUGUUGAAUAAAACGUUAUGUUUUUAGUUAUGCAUUUUACAUGGUAACUGUAAUUUAGACAUUAUCUAAUUAGCUUUGAGGACAGAGGAAAAGAAAAAAUCACAUAAAAACGUUUCUGUGCGUAAACACUUUUAAAGAUCAUAUUUUGAGUGGAGGAAAUUAUUUUCAAAUACUUUCUUCCACUGCUACUCUGUGUGUGAAAUAAUGAUGAUAAUAAUAAUGAUAAUAAAAAACAAAGCAAAACAACAAACAAUUAAAAUACAGUUAAAUUAGUAAUAAUAACACACCCAAACAUGCGCAAAGGAAUUGAAACAUUUAUAGAAAUACUAUAUGUGCUCAACUAAGCAAAUACCUAUUUGUUCGGCUAUAUAUACGUAAAAGACACUUAAUAUAAUUCUGUACAUCACAACAUAAAUAUCCUCGUAGGCCAUCCAUUUGCAAUUUCCCCGUACAGUUGAACCCAUUAUAACCCCGUUAAACAGCUAAGUGCUGCUUCAUUGGUUAUUUCAGUCUAGUUAAAGUUGACCAAUUGCUUUGAAAAGAUGUGGCAUUAUUAUUAUGAUUAGUUUAAUGAAUUCUGGUACAUUUCAGUUGGAGCACAAUGGUAAUACAAAAACAAAUCCAAAUUAAUAAUCAGAGAAUCCUAAUUGUGGUGGUAAUGCUACAAAAUCAGCAAAAGGCUUUUCCAAAAGACCACAGUCUUCUAUUAAGCAGGUCAAAAGCAAAAAGAAAGAAAAAGAAAAAAGACCCUGGCCAAUUACUUUUUGGGCUGCUCCACACAUUCAUCUGAACUAUUUCUUUAAAUUUACAACCGUAAAAAAAUGUUCUCAUUCCUGCUGAGGCUUUCUUUAAAAGACAACACAUCUUCUUACCCGCUUACAGCUUUUCUCGCUAAACCUGUAACAACAAGAAAGCGGUUGGAGUUUUAAAAAGAAGCAAACAAAAAGAAAAUACACAAAUUGUACCAUUUGGAUCAAAUCCAGUCGGCUUCAUCACCACAGCAUAAGCUCCCAGGCGAAAGGAAACUCGAGGCAUGGCUGAGUUAAUUUGCUUUGAAGCAUCUAAAGGUUUGUGCUGAACUAGAAAUAAAACAUCCAAAAGCCACGUAGUAAGAGCCUUUAAAAUCACUGCAGAGCUGCCGUCCUUUGUUCUUCCUGGUAUGGGCCUGCUGGUCUGACCCCCGGAUAGUCACUAGGUGGCGCUCUUGCUCUACCAAAAACCCCUUGCUCUUCCCAACUUGACCGCGCUGACGUCACGUCAGUCUGGAGCAUCAAGGCCACUUCCACGCAGCUAUUGGUCUGAAACUCACAUGACAUGUCUCCGAGCAUCCAUAAUUAUGUUACUGAUAUUUUUGCACCCCCCUCCAAAAGAUGUCAGCAUCCUACUGUCAUUUUUCUCCCGGAGAAUCCCGUAGUUUAGACCAGUGGAACACACCAAACGAUUACUGUUUUGCCAAAUGCAAAAAUGUCAUGUCCGAAUAACAUAGCUCCCGGUAACUUCCUCAUGGAUUCCUUAAUGGGAGGACCAUCUUCCUUCAGGGGUGAGGGUUAUUCCAGCAACCCCGGAAUGUACAUCCACUCAGCUGCAGAGUACGGAUAUUCAGUGAUGAGAAACAGUGGGAAGGUUGGACUGUCUUCACUCUCGAAGGGAGACGAGGGUCUUACUCCGGGCGGUGUGUCGCUCAGCGGCUUCCAGGAUGAGGCCUACCUGUCAACACAACUGGCCACAUGGACCCCAGGCUCCAAAACCUCCAGGGACGAGCAACCUGUUGCCCAGUGUUUACAACCCUGCUCUUUUCCAAUGGGCAGCGUCAAAGAGGAGGCGUUUUGUUGCCUCUACCAGGAUGACAGCAAUAAGGGGAAACAGACAACAGAGUCAGCCACUUACAUCCGGCUUGGGGACAAUAGCUGCCGGCCUCAGCAAACUGCCUCCUCUUCCAGCGGAUGUUUCCAGGUGUACAGCGGAGAGAGGCCGCCACAGGAUGGCCGGCAGUUCCCCUCCAGUUUCUCUCUGACCCACUUGGCGACAUCUGUUGAACCACCAGCAGAAUCGACAAUAAGUCGCAGCAAAGCGUCGCAAGAGACAGCGAGAGAGGUUUCCAAAACAGAGGAGAGUCAGAGCAGGAAGGAAGAGAAGGCCAAGAGUGACAGCUGCACAGAUAUCUCGGACGGGGAAUUAAAAGAUGAUUUGUCCGCGGAAAAGACAACGGGAAGCUGGUUAAAAGCCAAAAGUGGAAGGAAGAAGCGCUGUCCCUACACAAAGCAUCAGACGCUGGAGCUGGAAAAGGAGUUCUUGUUCAACAUGUAUCUGUCUCGGGAGCGCCGCCUGGAGAUCAGCCGGAGUAUCAACCUGACCGACAGACAGGUCAAGAUCUGGUUCCAAAACAGACGCAUGAAGCUCAAGAAGCUCAACAGGGAGAGCCGAGAAAGGGAACAGAGUGCAGUCUACAACUACUCCUGAGCAGAUAUUUAACAAAAAAAACAAAACAACAAAAAACCCCACACAGAUAUUCACACACACACACACACACACACACACACACACACACACACACACACACACACACACACACACACACGUCAUGCAUCACAUCCAAAUCACGCACAUAGACAGGACAGGCAAAGAUAUCAACAGACAUGCAUGUGUCUAUAAGUGAUACAUCCAAUAAUUAUUAAGUGAUCUUCUCUUUAUGUGCACAAUAAGCACACGUGCACACAUCGUGCCUUCCUAUAUGAACGAUCUAAACGCUGCAACUUGCAGACCAGACCUGAAUUUUCCAGAUAAAAAGUUGUAGCGACACUGGAACAGUAAGGUGCUAUUAGCUUGUAAUUUUAAUUGUAAUAUAACAUGAACCAAAGGAAAGGAGGAGGCGAUAUUCAUGCAGCCUAUAAAUAACUAGUGGCAUGUAAGCAGUUUCACUUGAGCUUCAAUGAAUGAAAUGCCACUUGUGCUGCUGCUUCUUCCUUGGUGCGUAAUGUGCAUGCAUGCGAUGAUAUUAAGCUAUGUCAUGGCGAACGAUUCCAAAACAAUAAAAAGAAAGAAAGGAGGGCGAAUUAGAAAAAAAGCUAUUUCCAACUUUGUCCUUCCCCUAGCAUAGUAAUGAAAAUGAGAGGGAGGGAGAGACACUGCGGAUGAGAGAAGGAGAUCAUGGCAGUUUUAAUAGAAGUGAGAGACCAUAACGUUGAUUUAAAUAUUAUCCAGGUGACCACAGUAAGUCAAGGUCAUAAAAUUCUAAUGUCAGGUUCGCCCUGGAAAGCGUUGGGGGUGGAUUUUAUGAUCUGCAAAUAUAAUGUGCUGCAGCAGUAAAGAUGCGUUUAAAGGUGUGUGUGGAGGAGGGCUAAUCCACACAGCAGAGACUGCAGUGUGCAGGACCCAGCCGAGAGGCGCUGGGCUGGCAGGAACAGGCGUCUCCAACCCCGGGGAUAGUGGAGCUUCAUGGGCGCAGGAGAUAAGGAGGAUGGUGGAUAAAGGGACAGCGACCGCGACGGCUCCAGUGACAAUAAUAACAAGCGUCACGGCAAACACGUGGAUAACAAAGCGCAUCUGGAAGGCGUCUACCGAAGGCAAGUGAAGAGCGAUCUUCGGGACAGUCACCGCCUCUACCAGCCGCUGCCUGCGUUUAUUCCCCCACCGGAGGCAAUAAAACCACUGGGACAGCAAAUGGAAGAAGAAAGCCUGCUAGAAAAGACUUUUCCCGGCAGACACCCUGUCUCCAUAAGCUGCUUAUCGCCGGAAUGUGAACACAGCCAGCAGCACAGAGGAGAUGUGCGUUGUGUUGAUAUAUCCCACUCGCCAUCGUGACCCUUCAGCUGCUUUGUUGGACCAGAGUGACGCUCGAAAUUGUGGAGAGCCUGCUGGGGGCAUUUCAACGAGCCAAAGUGAGUGAGACUGCGGAUUUAAUAAUGCUGUUCAUUGAUUGUUCCUGCGCUUUUAUUUGGGCCAUUACAAAGCUCAGAAACAUGUGCACCAAGUAACAGAUAAGGGCUUUUUCAAGCUGUAAAACUGCAGUCAGAAGAAAGGGGAAUUAGCACCACUCAAGACCACAAGGACUGGUGGCUGAUUUCUAUUUACACGUGUCGUGAAUUGCUAUCAUGCAUUUAGGACAGAUGUUCACUUAGUCAAGAGUGUGUACAGCAGACUCUCUUGUCUGCAGCAACUUCACAGUGACACAAUACUGGUCCUGCAGUUAAAUCAGCAGCUCAUUACACCCUCUGCUCUGUGACAUAAUAGUGAUGUAGUUUCACUGCUGGCUGGUUUGUGAGCUCCUGGUGAAUGCUUCUCUGCAGGGUUGUGUGUCCCUGAUCUGUGACAUCAUAUUAGUGAUAUUAUGUAAGUUUGAUCAGUUGGAUGUUUCACGCCUGCUUAGCCCGCAUCUGUGUUGCAGUUUUGUUGUGUCUAUGACAUUUUAGUCUGUGGCAUAUCAGGGUUUAUAUUCAAGUUUUGAUUUAUGCAAUGUUUUGUUUUUUAUGGUUGCUUUGUUGUGUUGUGCCUUAUGGAAGCAAAGAUUAGAGAUUAAACAAGUUUUGCUUUGUCUUUCUGUAGGAUAGAAUAGAAGCACCUUGGAUGGAUUCUCAAAAUCUUUUAUAUUGUAAAGCAUUUCACAACUUUUGUUCCAGCAGAUUUUGGCUACAUUAAAGCAGCAACCUCAGAUACAGAAUCCUUCUGUAAUUCAGUCCCAUUCUUAAUGCUAUAUACUGAGAUAUUUAUAACUGAGCCAUUUGUAUCUUUUACAUCUUUUUCGUUAUAUUUUGUAACUUUGUAAUAUACUGUAUUAUUUAAUUUAGUGUAGUUAUUUACUGUUCUUACUGUCUUGGAGCAACUGUGGCCACAUAAUUUCCUCGGGGAUUAAUAAAGUAUUCUGAUUCUAA